Messenger RNA from Humulus lupulus (European hop), 1250 nucleotides. RefSeq names its product peroxisomal 2,4-dienoyl-CoA reductase [(3E)-enoyl-CoA-producing]-like. The record is from RefSeq and is a predicted model, not a curated record. Gene Ontology annotation, biological process: fatty acid catabolic process. Gene Ontology annotation, molecular function: 2,4-dienoyl-CoA reductase (NADPH) activity. Lineage: Eukaryota; Viridiplantae; Streptophyta; Magnoliopsida; Rosales; Cannabaceae. Bases 191 to 1087 code for a protein of 298 amino acids. The transcript has 5 exons.
AUAGCCCGAGAGAAAAUAUGGUUUUUGAAGUCAACCAGGCUGGCCAGUGGACAACAUGAAAUGAAUUCUAUAGUUGUAAACAUCGUCCUCUACGAACUCCUUUGUUUCGGAGUGACUUAGAAAAAGAAGAAGAAGAAGAAGACGGCAAGAGAGAGAAGAAAAGCAUAUCAUAUCGGAGAAAGUAGCAGUGAUGGUGAUGGAGUCACCGUUCAGAGCUGACAUGGCUAAGGGUAAGGUGGCUCUGAUAACCGGAGGAGCUUCUGGUAUUGGUUUGGAGAUUUCCACUCAGCUCGGCAAACAUGGAGCUUCCAUCGCCAUCAUGGGACGAAGAAAACAAGUCAUUGACUCUGCUGUCUCUGAUCUCCGAUCACUCGGGAUUUCGGCUGUUGGUUUUCAAGGAGACGUUCGUAAACAAGAAGAUGCAAAAAGAGUUGUGGAUUCAACUUUUGAGAACUUUGGUAGAAUUGACAUACUUGUCAAUGCUGCAGCAGGGAACUUCCUUGUUUUAUCAGAAGACUUGUCCCCUAAUGGAUUUCGAACAGUUAUGGAUAUUGAUUCAGUUGGGACUUUCACAAUGUGCCAUGAGGCACUAAAGUAUCUAAAGAAAGGAGGAUUAGGGAAGAGCUCAUCUGGUGGUGGACUAAUCUUAAACAUUAGUGCUACUCUGCAUUAUACAGCUGCUUGGUAUCAAAUCCAUGUUUCAGCAGCCAAGGCAGCUAUUGAUGCCAUUACAAGAAACUUGGCAUUGGAGUGGGGGACUGAUCAUGACAUCAAAGUCAAUGUGAUAGCACCUGGUCCUAUUGCUAAUACUCCUGGAAUGGAUAAACUCGCACCAAAGGAAAUGGAAACCAAAACAAAUGACUACCUUCCUGUGACUAUGGCUGGGGAGAGUUGGGAUGUGGCUAUGGCUGCUCUUUAUCUUGUUUCAGAUGCAGGUAGGCACAUAAAUGGAGCUAAUAUGGUGGUUGAUGGAGGACAAUGGCUGAGCCGCCCCCCUCAUCUGCCGAAAGAGGCAGUAAAGAAGCUUUCAAGAGCUGUGGAGAAGAGGUCUAGAGCUGCACCAUUACUCCCAAGGAGCAAAAUCUAAGCCACAUAGCAAAUAUAGUAAAAUAUAGGAUGAACCACAAAUACUAUGCAAAACUUCUAAAUAAGCUUAUAAAGGGCUUAAUUAGAUGCUUAAAUAAAUUCAUUAGCUCUUGUAAGAGGUUGGAUUGUAUUUUGGUUGCAAUAAUAUAUUCGUUUUCGUUUUA